Molecule: messenger RNA, 3923 nt
Organism: Megalops cyprinoides (Indo-Pacific tarpon)
Lineage: Eukaryota; Metazoa; Chordata; Actinopteri; Elopiformes; Megalopidae
Gene: clip3
Product: CAP-GLY domain containing linker protein 3
Exons: 15
Coding region: 157-1842 (561 amino acids)
Biological process (GO): cytoplasmic microtubule organization
Cellular component (GO): microtubule plus-end; nucleus; cytoplasm
Molecular function (GO): microtubule plus-end binding
Source: RefSeq, a predicted model, not a curated record
UUGAGUCAGAGUGACGCAGGCAGAGAGGAGGACGCAGAAGCAGCAUCCACACAGGCUACCAUCGUCGUGUAUACAGGGCAGUAUCCAUCGGAGACCGUUGUUGAAGAGUGAAGAAAAUACUGUGCAAAAGAGGUACCUUUCUUCGCGGCCCACAGCAUGACAAAGGAGGAAACCCCGGAGGUGGAGGAGGCUCAGCCAGCUUCAGAGUACCAGAGCCCGGUUCUGGAGACUCGGAAGCGGCCCAUGGUUCACCCAUCCGCCCCAGCUCCACUCCCUAAGGACUAUGCCUUCACAUUCUUUGAUCCCAAUGACCCGGCCUGCCAGGAGAUCCUACUGGACCCACGCACCACCAUCCCGGAGCUGUUCGCCAUUAUCCGACAGUGGGUCCCCCAGGUGCAGCAUAAAAUCGACAUCAUCGGCAACGAGAUACUGAAGAGAGGUUGCCAUGUCAAUGACCGCGAUGGACUGACAGACAUGACCUUGCUCCACUACAGUUGCAAAGCCGGAGCCCACGGAGUUGGUGACCCUGCCGCCGCCCUCCGGCUGUCCAACCAGCUGAUUGCCCUGGGAGCUGACGUCAGCCUGCGCAGCCGCUGGACAAACAUGAACGCGCUGCACUACGCCGCCUAUUUCGACGUGCCAGAGCUGAUCCGCGUCCUGCUCAAGGCCUCCAAGCCCAAGGUUCUCAACUCCACCUGCAGCGACUUCCACCAUGGGACCGCCCUGCACAUCGCUGCCUCGAACCUGUGCCUGGGGGCUGUCAAGUGUUUGCUGGAGCACGGGGCUAACCCCACUGUCAGGAACGACAAAGGCCAGGGCCCGGCAGAGGUGGUCCCAGACCCCAUGGACAUGAGCCUGGACAAGGCUGAGGCGGCCAUGGUGGCCAAGGAGCUGAAGCAGCUGCUGCUUGACGCUGUGCCCCUCAGUUGCAACCUGCCGCGCGCCACCCUGCCUAACUACGACAACAUCCCCGGCAACCUCAUGCUUACCGCACUGGGGCUCAAGCUCGGCGACCGAGUCAUCCUGGAUGACAUGAAGCUUCCCCAAAAAUCGUGCAGCGAUGUCACCCCUUCUCUGCACUUCUCUGUGAAGCAGACCGGGACACUGCGGUUUUGUGGAACGACGGAGUUUGCCAGCGGGCAGUGGGUGGGCGUGGAGCUGGACGAGCCCGAGGGCAAGAACGACGGCAGCGUUGGGGGGGUGCGCUACUUCAUCUGUCCCCCCAAACUGGGAAUUUUCGCACCAGUGUCUAAAAUCUCCAAAGCUGCAGAUCAGACCCCCUCUUCUGUCACCUCCACCCCAAAAACCCCGCGCGUGGACCUCUCCCGAGUGACAGGCAAGAAUAAAAAGGAGAAGAAGGAAAAGGAGAAGGAAAAAGAGAGAGAGAAAGCUCUGCGGAAGAAGUCCCUGUCUGCGGGAUGCCUGGACCCUGACGGGGUGAAGGUGGAGGUGGGGGACCAAGUGCUGGUGGCUGGACAGAAGCAGGGGAUUGUCCGCUUCUAUGGCAAGACGGACUUCGCUCCAGGGUACUGGUUUGGAGUGGAGCUGGAGCAGCCCACAGGGAAACACGAUGGCUCUGUGUUCGGGGUCCGCUACUUCAGCUGCCUGCCCAAGUACGGUGUCUUCGCCCCACCGUCCCGUGUGCAGAGAAUUGGCGGACCCAAAGACUCCCAGAGUGAUGGCACACUGGUGAAGAAAGUUCACCAGGUCACUAUGUCCCAGCCCAAACGUAACUUCACUGCAGUGCGAACGCCCAAGGACAUCACGUCAGAGAGCUCCAUAUCCAGGUUGCUCUUCUGUUGCUGGUUCCCCUGGAUGCUGCGUGCCGAGAUGCAGUCCUAACCCCCCUGCCCCCUUCCUCCUCCUCCUCUUCCUCCUCUUCCUCUUGGAUAGGUCAACUGCUCUCUUCCUCUCAGUGUCCGUCUCUCAUUUCUGCUUUUCUCUGAGAACCAACCAGACUGUUGCCGUCAAUAUUACCGUAGUGAUCCACUCCUCACCCCUGCCCUUGGUCGCAAUCCUAUAGCAAAUUCUAGUGCCUUGUAUCUUAACUAACGUCCUGCAUUCCGUUUGUUACACUAACAAAAAAAAACAUUAAAAAAAUAGUUGGGGAAAAAACAUACAAAAAGCAAAUAAUAUAUAGAGAACUCUUAGUUUUAUAAGUUUCCCGUAUGUGAAUUUUCUUCUUCGAUGUUGACUGCUUGAUGUUGCCGAUGUUAAAUGUUGCCAAAAUCCUCUAAAUAGUCAGAAAACUAGCAAAACUCUUUAAACUUUAAAAAUAUAUGGAGCUUCCAUAAAUAACAGCUCGACAGCCGUAACACAACUGGGCCUUCACAUUUUUUAUCAGUUUGUUUUUCAGAGCAUACGCUGCUAAAAUUUGUUGCUGCUUUCAGUUUUUCUUCGUGUGCACUUCAUAUUCUGAGAACAUCUUCAUCUUCAUCUCCACUAAAUGGUUAACACCGCAAUCUUGUAAAUUCCAGUACAUUUCACAUUGCUGUUGACGAUAGAAAUUAGCUUGUAGUUGUGCGGUGUGACCAUAACAUGAGGACAAAGGACCAUAUAACGACUGAUAAGAUCCAAUCAGGAACAAACAUAAGGCCCAGACACCCUCUGAAGCUUUGGCGUUUAUAGUGCAAAACUGCAGCCUUACAGAGGUUCAUCUGCGUUACAUUCCUCUUUACCUUAAUUAAUCCAUUGCACUGGUACCAUCAAGCCUGUUACUUCUGUUAUUGUUUCAAAGGUCUGCAGGUGCAAAGUUUCCUGCCUUAAGCAAGGGGAUCAUUUUGCCACUUUCAGCCACCAGAGCAAAAAAAAAAAACAUUUCUUCAGGUACACUUGACAGACAACUAUCUCCCAAUUCAAUUUCAAGUGGAACAUAAAUGUUCACAUCUUAAUUUAUUUAUGUAGUUAUUUAUUUUAUGCCUUAAACUGCAGUCAGUCAGGGGAGUCCCAAGCAGAUUGGCUAAAUGCAACAUUUAUUUCGUGCGGGCUUCUUGUGUAAACACACCAAUAAAUACCCCAAAAUUAUUACACACUGUCUCACACUCGAGCUGAAAUAAAAUGUGAAAACUCACACUCAUACUCGGUAAAGUGUGUGUCCCAUUGUGAGAGAAGCUGGGCACUCAGCUAAUAUGUAACAAUCUCACAGUGUUGCUACCACACCACUAACGCAUUGAAGAAAUGCUGUGCCAUGUUCUAGUGUUAAAAGUGAGAGAAGUUAUAUUCAGACCACAGUGUCAUACAGGCUAAUACAUUUCUACAGUGAGAUGAGGUUUCUUCCUGGUCUCCAUUACAGCUCUACGUGUUGUGGUCGUGUACGAUCGAUCAGUCCCCCCCUCACACUUAAUGCCUAUACCAUUCUGGCUCCGCUGAAAAUGCCUGUUAGCUAAGUGUUGUAGCCAUGACUGUCCCUCGCCGCACGCUCUCCGCGUCAAGCUUCGGCACGUCCUGUGAAUAUGCGCUUUGUAGAAAUAACUCUCCCGUCGGCACUUGAUGUGUUUAUCAGUGUGGUUGUGGAGAAACGGCAGUAGCACUCUGUGUUACCUGGCAAUGUGAAUAUCGCUCGUGAUCUGACUACUCACACCAGACAAGCACACCAUGAGGAAGGGGAGGACAAACGCACAGGUACACUCACACAACCUUUCCACUGAAUGCCAUGUAUCGACGCCACCUCAAAACAGCUAAGGUGGACCCGUCAGAAGGUACAAAUACCUGUUUUAGCUGUGUAACUCUACUCUGAACAAACACUCCAGCUAACGCCUAUAGCAGCACUCCCUUGAUGUUGUUAUGACAUUGCUACUACAGUGCAGAAAGAUGAGAACUUGAUGUGUUACAUGGGAUUGUACAACUUUGGGUAUAUUGCAUAUGUAUUCCCCAUGAAAACUGCUGAAGUGGAAAAAUGUUCACAGCUCACCUUUGAACAAGAC